AAAAAUACAAACCUCUGCGAAUGUCCAUCUAACUAUUCUUUUUCCUUUUUAUUCCCUUUCUUGCUCAUUACUUUUUUUUCACUUCUGACGUUCUAAUUCACCCUGAUUAAAUGCAUCCUUCUUGUCACUCCAAAGUGUACCGCUUAGACCGCACACACCGCUAUUGUAAAGCACUAGCAGUCUUUCACUUACGUUUACGGAAAACAAAACGGAAUCUUCCUGAUAAAACACCGUCAAUUAUAUUCUGUGGUCCCUUCAAUGGAUUUUUGCCACCCUCCUCUUGCCCUGUGUCCUGCAUAUUCCAUGCAGGACGGUUUGCCGCCGAAACUUCACUCCAUCACCAUUUCUUCUUCCCUUUCGCUCUCCAUUCGACUCCUUCUUUCCUGAACGCCACAAAGAUUUUAACCUUGAUGUCCCUGCCCCAAUUCAAGUACAAAACAGAGGAUCUCUGUGUGUACAAUCUCCCAACGGAGAUCCUCCAGUCAAUGUCUCUCAUGUACUUCGACUUCAGCACGACGGAGGUCGAGACGCCGCAAUUGACGGAGGACGCGCUUUCUACGUCGCUUGCUGCGAUGGAAGUAGAAGCCAAUGCUUCUCUGAAUACAUGCACGACCUGUCUUGUGUCGUUUGAAGGCCUCGACCUCACAGACAAGAAGGAACACUACCGCACAGACCUCCACCGCUUUAACCUCAAACGCAAGGUCAACGGUUUGCCGCCAGUGCAGGAGCUGGAGUUUGCAGGUUUGCUCGAAACCUUGGAGGAAUCCAUCUCCGGUAGCGAAGGCUCCGAUGAUGACAGACUCGAUGCUAUUAUGGAGACAUCGGCAGCGGAGGAGCCUGCGGGCCCAAUAUCCUUCACCAACACAAAAUCGCCGUUUGUGUUCUUCAAGUCACCUUUGGUGCAAGAAAAGUGCUUUGGGGUCUAUAAGGUAUGCUUCCUGCCACAGCAGAUGGAAAACCCACUCGAAUCCAUGCUCCAGUGGAAGCAGCAACCGGGAAAGUCCGCGUUGAUCAUGAUCGGCGGGGGCCAUUUUGCGGGUGCAAUCAUCUCGCACCAGCGCAAAUCCACCAAGGGGAAUACCGCCACGGCACAGAUGUCGUUGGUAGACCAGCUGGUGGACGUCAUUGCCCACAAGACAUUUCACCGCUACACCGUGCGUAAGAAACAGGGUGGGUCGCAGAGCGCAAGCGAUGGCAGCAGAGGUAAGGCCAGUUCUGCGGGAUCCACCAUCAGACGUCAGAUGGAGGUCUUGUUAAUGACCGAGGUCCGUGAGCUUCUCCAGUCCUGGAAGAGCCACUUGGACCAGUGCGACAACAUAUACGUGCGCUCCACCGGCCAGUAUAAUCGCAGUGUUUUGAUAGGCUACGAGGGUGCGGUGUUAAAGGUGCUGGACCCGCGGGUGCGCAACUUUCCCUUCACCACCAAACGCGCCACCACUUCAGAGUUGCGUAAGGCAUGGGUCCAACUCACAACAUUGGCGCUCACCGACAUGCCCAAGAGCGACGCUGCCGCUCAGGAACGUGCGAAACGUCAGGAGGCAAUUCUUGCGCAGUCCAGACAGAGCAAACAGAAAGAGAUGAAGGAAUUGACCCCAGAAGAGGUCCACACUGUCGAGAUCUGUCUGCUUGUCAAAAAGUCGCGAGUGCCGCCGCUUGUGGCAUACUUCCGGAAACAUGGGCUUUCCCUGGACUUUGUCCUAGAACCGGGGCUGGAGAAUGUUCUUACGCCUACGGUCCUCCAUUAUGCUUCCGCGGCGGGCCAGCCCCACGUGGUGCAGGCGCUUUUGACGACCUUAAAGGCAGAUCCUACGGUUGCCAACGUGUUUGGCAAGACCGCGUGGGACGUGGCCGCGGGGGAUUCCAGACGCGCAUUCCAGACCGCGCGACACGUCUUGGGAGAGGACUAUGCUGACUGGAGCCGUGCUCAUGUGGGUGCUGCAAAGUCGCGCGAGGAGUUUGAGCAGGCUGCGGAAGCCGUGCAGCAGGAAGAGAAACGGCUCAAAGCAGAAGCCAUGGCGAAGGCAAGAGAGGUGAGCGAGGAAGAGCGCGAGCGCGAGGCUCGUGAGAUGAAGCGCAAGCACAUGUUGGGCCAGGGCCGGUCGGUUGGCGUCUUGACGCAGGUUCAGAACAUGAGUGACUUGUCGGAGGAGCAGAAAAUGAAGUUGAUGCGCGAGCAGCGUGCGAGAGCGGCCGAGGCGAGAUUUAAAAAGUAACACAUUUGUCGUGCAAAGCUUGUAGUGAUUGAAGUGGCUUAAAUAAUUAUAGUUUGUCAAUUAAACUGGGUUUCUUCCUGAACAUGAAUUUUAUUACUCUCAAAGUUUGAAUGCGAAU
This is a messenger RNA of Babjeviella inositovora NRRL Y-12698, 2331 nucleotides long. RefSeq lists its product as uncharacterized. The transcript has a single exon. The coding region runs from base 411 to 2213 and encodes 600 amino acids. NCBI's taxonomy places the organism in Eukaryota, Fungi, Ascomycota, Pichiomycetes, Serinales. The record is from RefSeq and is a predicted model, not a curated record.